UGGGGACUUUCCCUCUUCACAUUGGUCCAGUCCCAACACACAUCUGUGGGGGCCCCUUAAUGUCCGUCAUCUAAAAAUGGAAUCACCCAAUGGUAAUCACAGACCACCCCCGAAUAAAACGGAUUGGAAUGAGUGGCGGCUACUAUUAUCGGAUGUCAAGCGCCAGUGGCCGAGAUAUUUUAAUUCCCUCACCGAAUUAACGAUGCAUUUCGGUGUGAAUUUGUUUUGCUUUGAAAUUGUGGUGGAAUGUCGAUGAAUCGGUGAAGAGUUGGAAAUUUAAGGCCAUGAAAGAGAGCUACAGAAAACCCAAAAUACAGUCCUAUAGUAAGGAGCAAGCAACUAUCUAAAAGAAGACCCUUUUAAAUUUAUUUGGGUUCGAUUUUGGGCCCAAAAUCUCACCUGAACCGCUCCUGUCAUCCAUUGUUUUGGGGGCAUCCGACGAUUCUUUGGAUAAUUGAGCUCCACAAACACACAAAAUAAUUGAAUUAAAAUCAUUAUGGGAAUUACCAUGGUCCACUUCUUGGCCCACAGCAACGGCGGAACAGUAGCCAACUUCUGGCCAAGCAGUACGGACACGGACACGGACACGGAUACGGAUACGUGGCUUGGGAGAUCCGAUUGAUUCUCCAUAGAGACAGGAGCAUUAUGGUACUGCUGGAAGAGUUCUGUGUGAAGGUGUACUUCUGGCCGUUCCUCUCGUACCUGGCCAGCAUCAAGGGAUGGUGUCCGGUGUAUCCGCCAGGUUACUAUCCCGUGUACACGUGGCCACAGCCACAACCGCCUUUGUUGCCACCGCUGCCACCGACUGGUCCACUAAUACCGCCUCCACCUGCUCUUCCGUCCACACCUCCAGGGAUACCGACGUUCCAGCCAACGCCACCGUACCCACAGACACCGUUCACCCCACCGCUGAUCACGACGAGCAGCACCAGCUCCUCCACUUCCACCACAAUAGCGACUACCAGCACCACAACGGGUGUGACGACAACUAGCACCGCGGGAACCACCCUGCCCGUGCCCACCUGCCCGCCGCAGCCAUUGGUGUGCCUGCCCGGAGGCGUGCGUCCGCUUCCCAACUGCCCCUGCAUCGAUCCUCGCCAGAAUGCGCCCCUGGUGGCUGCCACCGGUCUGAUCGCCCAGACCUGCUACGAUGCUCGCUCCCGGCCGGGCAACUGCCUGGCCCUGACCUCCUGCUCCCACCUGGUGGAGGAGUACCAGAGCCAGGUCGGCCAGUCGGCAGGCUCCAACGACUUUCGGUCGUUUCUGGGCCAGUCCAUAUGCGGCUUCGAUGGCUCCACUUUCAUGGUCUGCUGUGCCUCGGAUCGGUCUGCAAAUGGCAGGAGUAGAAAGGAUCUACUGGUGACUACCACUGCACCCGUGGGCUUCUUUCAUUUCUCGCCUCUGGGAGGCGGCACCACCACCGGCAGUCCACCUGUGUUUCAGCCCACACCACCGCCGAUGCAGGGCCAAGUGGUGGUCAGACCCAGUCCUAAUCUUCCUGCUCUAGCUCCGGCUCCGGCUCCGGCUCCACCUCAACCCCAACCUCAGAUUGCGCCCCAACAGCAGCUGGUCUGUGGCAUCAGUGGAGCCACCUCGAACCGCGUGGUGGGCGGCCAGGAGGCUCGAAGAGGAGCCUAUCCCUGGAUUGCCGCCCUGGGCUACUUCGAGGAGUCCAAUCGGAAUGCCCUGAAGUUCCUCUGCGGCGGCAGCCUCAUCCACUCGCACUACGUGCUCACCUCCGCCCACUGCAUCAACGGUCUGCUCACUCUGGUCCGCCUGGGGGCUCACGAUCUGUCCAAGCCCACCGAGGCAGGGGUCAUGGACUUUCGCAUCCGUCGCACUGUUGUCCACGAGCGCUUCGAUCUGACGUCCAUUGCCAAUGACAUUGCCCUGAUCGAGCUGAGUGGAGUAACAGCGCCACUCACUGGUGAGUGGGGAGCAGUGACUGAUCUCUCUCUGUCUAAUCCCAAUUGAUUUCCAGCCAACAUAGCGCCCAUCUGCCUGCCCGAAGCGGCCAAGUUCCUGCAGCAAGAUUUCGUGGGCAUGAAUCCCUUCAUUGCCGGUUGGGGGGCCUCCAAGCACCAGGGACCCACGUCCCAGGUUUUGCGCGAUGCCCAGGUGCCGAUCGUGGCCCGUCAGAGCUGCGAGCUGAGCUACAAGUCCGUGUUCCGGUUUGUCCAAUUCAGCGACAAGGUGAUCUGUGCUGGCAGCUCCAGCGUUGAUGCCUGCCAGGGGGAUUCCGGUGGACCACUCAUGAUGCCGCAGCUGGAGGGCAGCGGCUAUAGGUUCUACCUGCUGGGCCUCGUCUCGUUCGGCUAUGAGUGUGCGCGACCCAAUUUCCCAGGGGUCUAUACGAGAGUCGCCUCCUACGUUCCAUGGAUCAGGCAGCAGAUCUCAAUGGGGUAGGGGAGCGCCAAAAACAGCUCACUUACAAAACGGGGAGUAUAGGCGGGGUAUAGGUACAUACAUACAUAUAUGUGUUAAAAUAAAGAAUACAGUAAAUUGCA
Messenger RNA from Drosophila persimilis, 2507 nucleotides. RefSeq names its product proclotting enzyme. The transcript has 7 exons. The record is from RefSeq and is a predicted model, not a curated record. Gene Ontology annotation, biological process: proteolysis. Lineage: Eukaryota; Metazoa; Arthropoda; Insecta; Diptera; Drosophilidae. Gene Ontology annotation, molecular function: serine-type endopeptidase activity.